Messenger RNA from Brassica oleracea var. oleracea, 1670 nucleotides. Its product is annotated as solute carrier family 25 member 44. NCBI's taxonomy places the organism in Eukaryota, Viridiplantae, Streptophyta, Magnoliopsida, Brassicales, Brassicaceae. The transcript has a single exon. Bases 538 to 1569 code for a protein of 343 amino acids. The record is from RefSeq and is a predicted model, not a curated record. Gene Ontology annotation, biological process: transmembrane transport.
UAAAAGGUCGCACUUUCGUGCUUUCUCCCAAAUACUCUCUCGUUUUGUCUCAUCCGUCUCGUAUUGGUGCUGCGCAUUUUCAUCUCUCGUUAGCUAUCUUCAGCAAAAUAAUACAGUUUAGAUUAUCUUCUGGGAUGAUCGUUCCUUCGGCAAGCUCGAUCUAUCGAUCCUGUUUCGGAAUCGUUCAGAGAUGUCAUUAGAUCCACAUGGUCUUCUCAGUGAUCGUUUUGCAUCCAAGACAUGGUUCCACAGGCGUAAAAAAAUGCCGUCGUCUCUUCGUUUGAUCCUUAACUUCUGAAAAAAUCUUUCCUUUCUCGGCGAAUCUAAUUAACUCUUUUAUUUCUCUUCUUAGAAAGUUCUGGUCUUUCUAACCCUGUAAAUAGAAAUUUCCAAGUUUGUUUUUUUUUUCAAGAUUGUACAGACAGAUAGAUUGUAAUAGCUCAAACACUAAACAAAAAAACAAAAGCUUUUGUUCUUGUUUUUUUUUUCUCUUUGUUGUUGGUCUUUUUCUGAGUUGGGAUUAUAAAGGUGGCAAAGAUGAAUCUUGGCACAUCCGAGGAAGAAACAGCUAAAGAGAUUCACAUCCCGGCUGAUAUCAACUGGGAGAUGCUCGACAAAUCAAAGUUCUUCGUUCUAGGCGCAGCUUUGUUCUCAGGGGUAUCAGGAGCUCUCUACCCUGCCGUUUUGAUGAAAACUCGUCAACAAGUGUGCCAUCCUCAAGGCUCAUGUAUCAAAGGCGCGUUCACUCUCGUCAGACACGAAGGCUUAAAGGGAUUAUACAGAGGAUUCGGCACUUCUCUGAUGGGAACCAUCCCCGCUCGCGCCUUGUACAUGACGGCUUUAGAGGUUACCAAGAGCAACGUCGGCUCUGCUGUUCUUAGCUUAGGUUUCACCGAGGCUAAGGCCUCUGCUGCUGCUAAUGCGGUUGGUGGGUUGACGGCCGCGAUGGCUGCUCAGCUUGUUUGGACUCCUGUUGAUGUGGUGAGCCAGAGGCUUAUGGUUCAAGGAAGCAGUGGUCUUGUUAAUGCUUGUAAUUAUGUUAAUGGGUUCGAUGCGUUUAGGAAGAUUGUUAGAGCUGAUGGGGUGAAAGGGUUAUACAGAGGGUUUGGGAUAUCGAUUCUGACUUACGCACCGUCUAACGCGGUUUGGUGGGCUUCUUACUCUGUUGCGCAGAGUAUGGUUUGGGGUGGGAUUGGGUGUUAUGUCUGUAAGAAAGGGGAAGAGAAUGGGAACACGGUUAAACCAGACUCCAAGACGGUAAUGGCUGUUCAGGGAGUUAGUGCUGCGGUUGCUGGGAGUGUUUCUGCUUUGAUUACAAUGCCGCUGGACACAAUCAAGACGAGACUGCAGGUUCUUGAUGGGGAAGAUAGUAAUGGGAAGCGUGGACCGAGUAUUGGACAGACAGUGAGGAACUUGGUUAGGGAAGGUGGAUGGACAGCUUGUUAUAGAGGAUUGGGACCAAGAUGUGCUUCAAUGUCAAUGUCUGCAACAACUAUGAUCACUACCUACGAGUUCUUGAAACGGCUUUCGGCUAAGAACCAUGACGGGUUUUACUCUAAAUCAUCGUGAUAAGAAUCUUUGAUGUUGUUCUUGCUUUUCUUUUGUUUCCAGUCAUGUGUAAUGAAUGUGUUAAAAUUCAGUUGUUUCUAAAUAAAGAAAGGUUCAUUUCC